Molecule: messenger RNA, 1236 nt
Organism: Aphanomyces astaci
Lineage: Eukaryota; Oomycota; Saprolegniomycetes; Saprolegniales; Verrucalvaceae
Exons: 3
Coding region: 1-1236 (411 amino acids)
Biological process (GO): amino acid transmembrane transport
Molecular function (GO): amino acid transmembrane transporter activity
Source: RefSeq, a predicted model, not a curated record
AUGCUCGACGACGACACGCUGCCACUAGUGAAACCUGUAUCGCCGCUGGUGUCACCGCCGACGUACCGCGCAAGCGGUACAGCCUGGUCGGCCUACGUAAGUCUCAUGAGUACCAUGCUUGGUUCUGGCAUCAUGACAUUGCCAAGUGCAAUGGCAGCGACAACGCCCCUUCCAAACGCCGUAUUGUUGGUCAUGACCGGAUCCAUGGCCCUCAUGUCUUUCCGGACACUGUGCCUCGUGGCCGACGCUACCGAAGCGUAUUCAUACGAAGCCAUCAGCACCCGCGUCUUUUCUCCGUCUCAAGUGUGGGUGCUGCGAAUCCUCACCGUUCUUCCUUGCUUUGGCUCCAUGUUGAUGAAUAUGCUCGUGGCCGUGGAUUUGUUGCUGCCGUUCCAGGCGCUGUUUUCCCGAACGAUACUUUGCCUUGUCUUUGCACUUGUGACAUUUCCUAUGUGUCUCCCAAACACCCUUCACGCCCUUCGCAUGACCAACACCAUGGUGGUGACGUCCGUGCUGUACAUUGUAGCUGUGCUAGCCGGUCACGCGUAUGGCCUGCCGUGGCCACACGACUCGGCGGUAGAGCGACCCUUGAAUUCGUUCAGUUGGGGAGGAGUGGCUUAUGCCAUUCCAAUCCAAAUCUUCAGCUACGGGUGCCACCUCAACCUUGUCCGGACGUACGGCGAGCUCGAACACAAACAAUCGAUGCGGUGGGUCAUUUUCUGCAUCGUGUCGACUGGUUUGGCCUUGUUCGCAGUUGCCAGUACCUCUGGCUAUGUGAUAUUCCAAGGUCAUCCCCCCAGCAACGUAUUGGCUGGGUUUCCAGUCGCCGACAUCAGCAUCACCAGCGUUCGAGUCGUUCUCGGUGUGAGUUUGUUGUUGAAAAUGCCCCUUGCGUUCCAUCCCCUUCGAGACAUGCUGGAAGUCGUCGUCUUGCCUCGAUUAUUGUUCUCCACGACAGCAUUCUCACCACCGUGGUUUCGAGUCUGUAUCACCACCAUAAGUCUAGGCAUGGUCACGUGGAUUGCCAUCCGAACGUCGGACCUGGGCACGGCCAUGACGUGGGUGGGGACAUUUGACGGUGUGAUGUUUCACUUUGUCGUACCGGGGCUGUUUCUGGUGUCCACGCCCUCGAGCCAGUUUGCGACGAGGUUGCCUCGAUGUGCCACUGAAAUGGGCUGGGGGGUCGUGUGUAUUGGCCUAUACGUGGCCGUGGCGUCGUUGAGUCGAUUGGUGUAA